AAAGAGAGAGAUGUGAACGUGGAAUUCGAUGAAGAUCAGAUAUGCUAAGUCGCCACGUCCAAACCCAACUCUUUCUGCAUGAACCCUUCAAUCUCUCUCUCUCUCUCUCUCUGCUCUGAUAGAUAUUUCGUCUUGGGCCUCUUUCUGAAGUGUCGCUUUCUUGAGGAAUCGAGCGAGUGGCACUUUUCUUGGGGUUCUGAAGAUCGAAGCGAGGGAGGACCAUGAGCAGGGAGCAACAAGAGAUGGUCGAUCUCGAGGCCCAGACCCAGAAAGCAGCCGCCGCCGCCGACGACGACGACCCGGGACUUGGAGGUGGCACGACGACCGUGACGACGGCGACGUCGUGCAUUUUCAACAACUGCAGUAACCCCAUCACUCUCAAGUUUCACGACGUUGUUUACCAAAUAAAGAUCCAUAGAGCAGCGGGAGGAUUCCUCCGAAAGAGUACGAAGACCGAAGAGAAGGUGAUCUUGAAUGGACUCACCGGCGUGGUUCGACCCGGCGAAAUGCUAGCCAUGCUCGGCCCCUCGGGAAGCGGGAAGACCACCUUGUUGACCGCCUUGGGGGGGCGACUUGCAGGCGGCCGCUUGGCCGGGACCAUUACCUACAACGGCAAGCCCUUCUCGAACUCGUUAAAGCGGAGCACCGGGUUCGUGACGCAAGACGAUGUCAUGUACCCUCACUUGACUGUGACCGAAACCCUAGUCUUCACCGCCCUCCUCAGGUUGGACAAGAGCUACACCAAAGAAGAGAAGGUCAUGCACGCCGAGGAAGUCAUAACCCAGCUAGGCUUGACCAAGUGCAAGAACAGCAUCAUCGGGGGCGGCGGGUUCCUGAGAGGCGUAUCAGGAGGAGAGAGAAAACGGGUCAGCAUAGGGCAAGAGAUGCUCAUAAACCCUAGCUUGCUGUUUCUCGACGAGCCGACAUCGGGGCUCGAUUCGACCACGGCUCAGAGGAUCGUGUCGAAGUUGUGCGAGCUCGCGAAAAGGGGAAGGACGGUUGUUAUGACAAUUCAUCAGCCUUCGAGCAGGUUGUUCUACAUGUUUCACAAGGUGUUGCUCUUGUCCGAGGGAAAUUCCUUGUACUUCGGGGAGGGAACGAGAGUGAUGGAAUACUUUGCCGGCAUCGGAUUCGCGCCUUCCGUGGCCAUGAACCCUGCCGAUUUUCUCUUGGAUCUAGCGAAUGGCAUUGGAACCGCUCCCGAAGAUGAAGACAAAGAAAGCAAAAGCACGAUAAAGCAGACCUUGGCUUUGGCAUUCAAAAACCAUCUGGAGGACAGAUUGAAGCAAGAGCUUUGCGCGACCGAAGAUUGCUUCAUUAAGCAUGGACACGAACACAAGCAUUCCGAUCGUUGGCCCACGACAUGGUGGCAACAGUUCACGAUCCUGCUCAAAAGAGGGGUCAAAGAAAGGAAACACCACUCCUUCUCCGGCAUAAAAGUUGCGCAAGUGCUAGUCGUCGCUUUCAUCUCCGGCUUAUUGUGGUGGCAAUCCGAGGCUUCUAAUUUGCAAGACAAGAUUGGGCUCCUCUUCUUCUACUCGGCGUUCUGGGGCUUCUUCCCCCUCUUCAACGCUAUCUUCACUUUCCCCAAGGAACGGAUGAUGCUCGAGAAGGAGCGGUCGUCGGGCAUGUACCGGCUCUCCUCCUACUUCAUGUCCCGCAUCGUGGGCGACCUCCCGAUGGAGCUCAUCCUCCCCUCCGUCUUCGUUGUCGUCACGUACUGGAUGGCCGGGAUGAAGCCCACGGCCGGUAACUUCCUGAGCACGCUCUUCGUGCUCCUCUACAGCGUGCUCGUGGCGCAGGGCCUCGGGCUCGCCAUCGGCGCCCUGGUGAUGGACCAGCAGUCGGCGACCAUCCUCGGGUCGGUGCUGAUGCUCUCGUUCCUCCUCGCCGGCGGGUACUACGUCCAGAACGUGCCCCCCUUCAUCGCCUGGAUCAGGUACCUGUCGAUAAGCCACUACACGUACAAGCUCCUGAUGGGAUCGCAGUUCAAGCCCGGCGACACGUACCCUUGCGGCGGCGGUUCCUCCUGCUUGGUCGGGGAUUAUCCGGGGAUCAAGAAGGUGGGGCUUGAUGGGCAGGGCGUCUCCGCCAUUGCACUGGGGAUUAUGUUCGUCGGGUACAGGCUCAUUGCCUACGUUGCAUUGAUGAGGAUUGGGAUGGCCAAGAGGAGAAAGUAAGCGAAAUUUUUUGUUUUUUCUUUCCUUUCUCUUAUCAUGAUGUAAUCUUCUGCACAAUACGAUGAAGUUGAGAGGAGCAAGCAUUUCGAAUUAUCAAGACGUAUUCGUUAAUUUCUUAUAUUUUACUUAACAUUUUAUCGUAUCGCAGAGUAUUUGAGCUCAA
Syzygium oleosum is the source of this 2343-nucleotide messenger RNA. Its product is annotated as ABC transporter G family member 9. The record is from RefSeq and is a predicted model, not a curated record. Gene Ontology annotation, cellular component: membrane. Bases 222 to 2180 code for a protein of 652 amino acids. Gene Ontology annotation, molecular function: ABC-type transporter activity; ATP binding; ATP hydrolysis activity. NCBI's taxonomy places the organism in Eukaryota, Viridiplantae, Streptophyta, Magnoliopsida, Myrtales, Myrtaceae. The transcript has 4 exons.